This is a messenger RNA of Cryptotermes secundus, 357 nucleotides long. RefSeq lists its product as uncharacterized. NCBI's taxonomy places the organism in Eukaryota, Metazoa, Arthropoda, Insecta, Blattodea, Kalotermitidae. The transcript has a single exon. Gene Ontology annotation, cellular component: neuron projection membrane. The annotation marks the transcript as partial. Gene Ontology annotation, biological process: synapse organization. The record is from RefSeq and is a predicted model, not a curated record.
GAGCGGUGAUAGAGCACCAUGCCCCGUACUGGGAGCAGCCCUUCUCCCAGCCUUACUUCGACAACUCGACCCGCCGUGAGAUGACGACCACAGUGGGGCAGAGUGCCUACCUGCAUUGCAGGGUCAGGAACCUGGGCGACAGGGCCGUGUCGUGGAUCCGCAAGAGGGACCUGCACAUCCUGACGGUGGGAAUUCUCACGUACACUAAUGACCAACGCUUCCAGUCCUUGCACUCGGACGGGUCCGACGAGUGGACCCUCAAAGUGAGCUCUCCACAGGUUCGCGAUUCCGGAACGUAUGAGUGCCAAGUCAGCACAGAGCCCAAGAUUAGCCAAGCCUUCCGCCUGAACGUAGUGG